CAAUACGGGAAAGAGGAGGGAGAUCAAUCGACCUAAUAACCUCUUUGCUCAAAUUGCUCUUUUAUAAGUACAGCAAAAUAGCUCAUUGUUUCUUCAAGUUGUGUAAUUCACUGCAGCAAUAUUGCUUCAAAUAUGGCAGAAUCCAGUGUGACAAUGAAACUUCUAAUAGACACGAAAAGAAGAAGAGUUAUGUUCGCUGAGGCAGGGAAAGAAUGUGUUGAUUUCUUAUUUCACAUUCUGGCCUUGCCAAUAGGCAGUGUCAUUAGGCUUCUCACUACUAAAGAAAUGGUUGGGUGCUUGGGAAGUUUGUAUGAGAGCCUUGAGAAUCUGGACAAUAUGUACAUUCAGCCAAAUCAGGAAAAAGACAUCCUCUUGAAACCAAAAUCAGCACAAGGCGCUGCUUCGGUCCCUCUAUUGUCUCUCACUAACUCUCCAUCUGUAAAACAGUUGUAUACAUGCCCUAAUCGCUGUAGUUAUGUGGCUGAGUAUUCUCGAGCUACUUGUCCUUCGUGUUAUGGAUCUAUGAGCUCACAACUGAACUAUGUCAAACCUGCCGCAGGGAAUUCCAAUGGAGGUUUGGUUAAAGGGGUUGUAACUUAUAUGGUGUUGGAUGAUUUGGUUGUGAAGCCUAUGUCUACUAUUUCUAGCAUCACUCUCCUCAAUGAACUAUGCGUUAAGGAUGUGGGUGUUCUCAAAGAGAAAGUUGUUACUCUGGGAAUGGAUGAGGCUUUGAAGAUGCUGAAGACUUCGCUGCAGUCCAAGAAUGUCUUGACCAGUGUCUUCAUGGACAAUAUGAAUGAAUAAAAUGCCUUCCAUGUUCCCCUGUUUUGAGAAAGGAACUUUCAUAGUUUGUUAUGAUCUGUUGGAUGGUAUCUUUUGCUUCACUUUCUUAGUGGUUAUGGGGAAUGAUGUCUGUUAGCUUUA
Messenger RNA from Solanum tuberosum (potato), 924 nucleotides. RefSeq lists its product as uncharacterized. The record is from RefSeq and is a predicted model, not a curated record. The coding region runs from base 133 to 804 and encodes 223 amino acids. NCBI's taxonomy places the organism in Eukaryota, Viridiplantae, Streptophyta, Magnoliopsida, Solanales, Solanaceae. The transcript has 2 exons.